Molecule: messenger RNA, 942 nt
Organism: Papaver somniferum (opium poppy)
Lineage: Eukaryota; Viridiplantae; Streptophyta; Magnoliopsida; Ranunculales; Papaveraceae
Exons: 2
Coding region: 315-692 (125 amino acids)
Source: RefSeq, a predicted model, not a curated record
GGUCUAAAUGGAAAAUGCUGGUUUUUGUACAUAGCAAGUAUUGUGACAACUUGAGAAUUUCAUGACAGUUUUGAGUUUCAGAAGAAGAAGAACUUUGUGGUACCUUUUGGCGAGGUUCAUGUAUCAAAGUUACGUAAAGCUGACAUGAAAUUUUUUCUGCUGGAGUCUAAAAUAAAAGGAGAGUAAUUUGCCACCUUCAGAUACAAAUUCAAAAGGAAGCAAAACUAUUGAUGUCGUGACCAAGCAGUUGGUACUUGAUGCCCUGGUGAGCCAUUAACAAAAGAUGAAGACAAUACGGUAGCAGGAGACACUGAAUGAGAGUGAAAAAGUGCUUUGGUUUCCUAGUGGAAAGUGAAUGUAGGGGUUACCUACAGUUGAUGAAAAGAAGUAAGGGAGACUUGCGAAUCAAAAUUCAGAUUGAUUCAAGACGCGAGAAAUACUGUGCAAUGGGUACAUGGGUAUUCUCUGUAGCAGGAGCUCUACUUGCAAUACCAAUAGGGAUAAAAAGUAAAUCUUUGGGACCAUUGGUGUUCUUUGGAACCACUGGUACCAUGCUCGAUAUUAUCAUGGGAGUCACUGCUUGCGAAAGAGAACAUGCUGAGCGCAAAAUGAAGCUUUUAGAAGAACAACAAAAGCUCUCAUCAACUGAUGAUGCUGCUUUCGUAGUAGAGUCGGAAACCAGUUCAUUGUAACGGUUCGUAUCAAACUUCCUUUUCCGUUCACUUCAGUAAAGCUUAUCAGUUCGUAUAAAGCAAAACAUGUAAUAGAUCAGAAGCUUUUUGUCAGCCAUAGGGAUGGUAAUGCCUCUGUUUUGCUAUUUUUCUUGUCUACGACUCUUUGUUCUGAAAUUAGAGGUUGUUCCUUUUUCAUAACCACAUUUUGCUGUCUAUUUGGAUUACUACAUAUGAUUCUGUUCCAUUCUUGGUGGGUUUGUAACCUGGA